Penicillium brasilianum is the source of this 1083-nucleotide messenger RNA. NCBI's taxonomy places the organism in Eukaryota, Fungi, Ascomycota, Eurotiomycetes, Eurotiales, Aspergillaceae. The record is from the annotation of a GenBank genome assembly.
CUCCCCCCUCGACGCCUCUCCUAUCUCUCCCUCCUGCUUUCCAUUGCAUCCAGCAUAAGCAGUGGCAAUUCGCAGCCAUGUAUUUCCGCAACAUCUUCCUGUCUCUUUUCUUUGUCCUGGCGGUCACCUUCGCCCUGGUUCAGGCCGAGGAGGAUAAGCCCCGUGGUCCCAAGAUCACCCACAAGGUCUACUUCGACAUCCAGCAUGGCGAUGAGUCCCUUGGCCGCAUUGUGAUGGGUCUGUACGGCAAGACAGUCCCCGAGACUGCUGAGAACUUCCGCGCUCUGGCCACUGGCGAGAAGGGCUUCGGCUACGAGGGCUCGACCUUCCACCGUGUCAUCAAGGACUUCAUGAUCCAGGGUGGUGACUUCACCAACCACGACGGCACUGGUGGCAAGUCCAUCUACGGCAACAAGUUCAAGGAUGAGAACUUCAAGCUCCGCCACACCAAGAAGGGUCUCCUGAGCAUGGCCAACGCCGGCAAAGAUACCAACGGUUCCCAGUUCUUCAUUACCACUGUCAUCACCUCUUGGCUCGAUGGCCGCCACGUAGUUUUCGGCGAGGUCCUCGAGGGUUACGACAUCGUCGACAAGAUUCAGAACGUCCCCAAGGGCCGCGGUGACAAGCCCGAGAAGGCCGUCACUAUUGUGAAGAGCGGUGAGCUCGAGGUGGAGAAGUCGGAAACCGAAGACAAAGAAUACGACGACGAACCGGUGGCUGCCCCAGUCGCUGAAGAAACCCCGGCAAACGACGAGUCUUCCUUUUCGAUGCAACCAGUCUUGAUCUUCCUUGUGCUUGUGGCUGUGAUCGGAUUCUAUAUCAGCCGUCGCCGCAGCCAGCAGCAGCAGCAGGAUGAGAAGGAGUUUGAAGCGUGAGCUAAAAGAAGGUAGAUACAGUAAAGCAGGGUCAAUACAACGCAUUUUACAAGAUUUGAAUACGGGGAGAAGUCGUGAAGAGUCGUAGCUUUGCGCCCCGCACAUGAUCUAUAUACCGGUCCUGCCUGGGUAAUCAGUCCUGAAAAUAUAGAUCAUUUACUGCUGCCAUAGUUAGGCCGUUAAUCAUACUCAAUCAUUUUCCUAUUUC